UUAAGUGAAGCGCCGAGUGAAUCAAUCUGGACUCCGUGCAUCUUGUCGCAUCUCAUGGCUUCAUCCCGGUCAUCUGGGAAACGCCUGCCCAUCAGCUGCCAGGCAUGUCGAACAAGAAAAAUUCGCUGCUCGCGUGAUGGCCGUCCAUGCCAAACCUGCGUACGACGAGGACUAGGCGCCGAGGAUUGCAUCUACCUUGGCCAGCCUAGGUUAUCAUCCGAGCAAACAUCCCCCACAGACCCAGCAGUACAGAAUGAGCUUUUGGCACGAAUCCGCAAUCUUGAAGGUCUCCUCCAGAAACAAGUCAACUCCUAUGCCGGAACACCUACGGGAGGUGGGUCUCCCCUCGGUGCUCCGAGUGUCUCGGGCAGCUUCUCGGAGUCUGAAAUCGGCACCGGGCUAGAUACAUGGGGAAGUCCGUAUUUGGGCAACGUGGGGACUCUCCAUACCUCAUCUUCGGGCCAUGUGCGUUACGUGCCUCUUGCUUCGCAGUGGGAAUCGGUCGUUGCUACAAGUCCCGCUGCGGAAUGCUUGCGAAACUCCGAUCAGGAUAUCACGGACGAAGACGAUCUGCAGAUCCCGUUGGCUCGGAAUGGAAAUGUCUCACGCGCUGAGUUGCUGGGUAUUUUGCCGCCGGGUCGGUACUGUGAUACAUUGAAGGAAGUCUAUUUCCGAGUAUUUUCACCGAUCUUUCACAUUCUUCAUGACUUGACAUUUGAAGCGGAGUACCAACAGUUCUGUCACGAUCCCGGCAGCGUAUCAACGUCCUGGCUCGCGUUGCUGUUUGCGAUACUAUCUAUUGCAGUCAGCGCACUUGACGAUGAUGACCCGCUGUUGUCUGAUCUUGGCCGGGAGAGGACUGUGAGUCGAAACAUCAAGGUGCUAUCAGCACGCUACCGAUCUGCGGCUCUUCAAUGUUUAGCUGCCGACAGCGUUAUGACUCGCCAUUCAAUCAACUCUCUGCAAGCAUUGGUUCUCAUUAGCUAUGCACGGCUUCACCGUGGCUUGCCUUUUUGGACAUUACUUGGGUUCACCCAGCACGUCGCUAUAUCCAUGGGCUGCCAUAUCGACCCAGAAAAGUUCAUUCUGGGACCUAUCGAACGAGAAGAGCGCCGACGGGCCUGGGCAGGGCUAUUGAUGCUCUACACUAUUCAAAACUCUUCUUUCGGAAGCCUAGAUCAACAGAUGUUAACGCAAGACGUGAAAAUGCCAGCCGACGUCGACGACAUUGACCUCCUUACAGGCCCAACAGUAUCCAUGACAUCCGACUCUUCUUCCUCCCCUUCGGCCAGCCGACCAACACAAAUGACCUACCUUCUCCUAACUUUCCGCCUCUACAAAAUCUCCAACAAAAUCUGCGAAACAAUAUUCACAUUUCCCCAAUCCCGCUUCUCAGUCUCCCAACUUGAAACCGAGAUUCUCGCAAUUCGCGAAAUGUGUGACUCGCGAUAUCGACUUGACUCGGCUCAAGAUCCUCUCCCCGUACACCACCAAGCAAACCUCAACAUCCUCUACAGCCAAAUCAACCAACUUUUCCUUCUCCUCCUCCGCCCCAGUCUAUGCCGCUUCCUCCAAGGCGAGACCACGUCCGAGACAUGCGCAGCAAGAGCCAAGUGCAUGGCAUCUGCCAAGGCGUCUGUCGCAAUCUUUCAAACCCUUUUGGAAUCUUCCCGAUUCGCACCAUACAAAUGGUAUACGAGUGGUCUAGGCAGUUUCCACGCAUUCCACGCAGCCGUCGUCCUUGCCGUCGGACUCAUGAACCCGGAGAAUCAAGCCGAGUUCGACGAAACCAAAGACAUGUUGAAUAAAGCCCUGGACAUGUUUGCCUCGCUGUCCGUGCGAAGCAUCUUCUGCAGCAAGGCCGUCCCCGUCAUCCGACAGAUAAUAGAUGUCUCCACCACCUAUUACCACACACAACCCCGGCCCCGGGUUCAAACUCCUAUGAUCACCACCCUCCCCCCAAAUCUCUCCUCGGUCACUAUGCACGAAAGCUUCGUGCUAUCGCACUCGCAAUCCCAUUCACCCGUCCCGACUGUCUCGUCGUCGUCGAGCGAUCCCACUAUGCAGUCUAGUUUCGGCAUGUCUCUGCAACCACAGAACUGGAUUGGUCCUACCUCGGUUCCUUGGGAUACACUUGGUUCCUCGAUGGGGCAGUUUGGGUUUGAUUAG
Penicillium cinerascens is the source of this 2169-nucleotide messenger RNA. Its product is annotated as Zn(II)2Cys6 transcription factor. NCBI's taxonomy places the organism in Eukaryota, Fungi, Ascomycota, Eurotiomycetes, Eurotiales, Aspergillaceae. Gene Ontology annotation, biological process: DNA-templated transcription; regulation of DNA-templated transcription. The annotation marks the transcript as partial. Gene Ontology annotation, cellular component: nucleus. The transcript is spliced from 3 exons. Gene Ontology annotation, molecular function: zinc ion binding; DNA binding; DNA-binding transcription factor activity, RNA polymerase II-specific. The record is from RefSeq and is a predicted model, not a curated record.